Molecule: messenger RNA, 2059 nt
Organism: Erythranthe guttata (spotted monkey flower)
Lineage: Eukaryota; Viridiplantae; Streptophyta; Magnoliopsida; Lamiales; Phrymaceae
Gene: PHT4;5
Product: phosphate transporter 4;5
Biological process (GO): transmembrane transport
Molecular function (GO): transmembrane transporter activity
Source: RefSeq, a predicted model, not a curated record
UUUCCUCCAAUUAAAUUGGGCGCCACAAAAACCUGCAAUAAUCCGUGGCAGAGUUUCGUCCUUCCUCUUAAAUGUCGUGUUAAUUUCUCUCUUCUUCUGAUCACACACACACACACACACACACACACACACACACACACCAUUUUCACCUUCAAUUGUUCAAAGCCACAGUGUUUACUUAAUGUUCAAAACCCUCUCACAUUUUUCCUCGUUUAUUAUUAUUAUCAAGAACAAGUAACUAUGGCCCGAAUCUCGAGCCCAGACAGAAAUUUCUCCAAUUUCUCACACUGCACAAGCAUCAAAGCUUCAACCUUUAGAGCUUCUGUCAGAACCCAGCCCUUCAAUGGGUUUCCCUUCAAGCACACCUUGAAAUUUAGGGUUUUAUGCAGCGUAAAAGAGAGGGAAAGGGGAAACGCCUCACAAACACAGAGAUUACUCAGUGGGUUCAAAGUUGACAGCGAAUUGAAGGAGAAAGAUGAACUAGGGCAAAUUGGGAGCGACGAUGAGGAAUUGGGUUUUAAUUGGGAUUGGCCGCCAUGGGAGAAUCUUCCCCCGAGAUAUAAGCUCAUUGGAACUACUUCUCUUGCUUUCGUUGUCUGCAAUAUGGAUAAGGUGAAUUUGAGUAUUGCGAUAAUUCCGAUGUCGCAUCAAUUUGGGUGGAACGCUUCGAUGGCCGGAUUGGUACAGUCGUCUUUUUUCUGGGGUUAUGCACUCAGUCAGUUGCCCGGUGGUUGGCUUGCUAAAGUUUUCGGUGGGAGAAAAGUUCUCAAAGUGGGUGUUCUUGUCUGGUCACUUGCUACAGCACUGGUUCCUCUUCUUGCCGGGUUUAUGCCGGGGCUUAUUUUUUCAAGAAUUUUGGUUGGGAUAGGAGAAGGCGUUUCGCCAUCUGCCGCCACUGAUAUGAUUGCCAGGUCGAUACCAAUAGAAGAGCGUUCGCGUGCAGUAUCUUUUGUCUUUGGUGGUUUGAGUGUCGGAAGUGUAUUGGGGCUUCUUUUUGGCUCCUCCGUUAAUCCAAAAAUAUGGCUGGGGUCCGUUUUUUUACAUUUUUUGGCGCAUUGGGGAAUAGCUUGGUUUUCGGUAUUUCAGUUUGUUGGAGAAGAUCAGCCUCCAUUAAAAGCUGCUUACUUAUCAGGGCCUCAGUCUGACACUACGAAGAAGUCAUUAAAUUCCUCUUUGAAAGAUUUGGGUGGUUCCCUGAGUGAUGUACCUUGGAAGGAAUUUUUCAAAUCAAAAGCUGUAUGGGCAAUGAUUUAUGCUCACUUUUGUGGAAGCUGGGGGCACUACACCUGCUUAGCUUGGCUUCCGACAUAUUUCAGUGAGGAGCUGAAUCUUGAUCUGACACAAGCUGCAUGGGUAUCAGUUCUUCCUCCUCUUGCUUCAAUCUUCGUAACCAGCAUUGCAUCCCAAUUAGCUGACAACUUGAUCACUAAAGGGGUUGAAACCACAGUGGUACGGAAAAUUUGCCAAACGAUUGCAUUUCUAUCACCUGCUACUUGCAUGAUUCUUUCGUCAGUGAACUUAGGACUAAGUCCAUUGGAACUCGUAUCAAUUCUUACAGGUGGCUUAGCAUUAUCGAGUUUUGCACUAUCAGGACUAUACUGUACACACCAAGACAUUUCACCUGAAUAUGCAAGUGUUCUUUUGGGCAUUACUAAUACUGUUGGAGCAGUACCCGGAAUUGUCGGUGUUACCCUUACUGGUUAUCUUCUUGAUUCAACUCACUCAUGGGGGAUGUCGCUGUUUGCUCCAUCGAUUUUCUUCUACCUCACCGGUACAGUUGUAUGGUUGGCUUUUGCUAGCAGUAAACCUCAAACUUUCUCGAAGACCGAUUAAUUUAUUACAGACGAAGAAUUUUGGUCGAGAAUCCAAUUUUGUGCAGUAGGUUUAUUAUAUUCUAUAUUUAAUAAUACCAUGUAUACAAAAAUAUCAUAGGAUUUUCUUAAAUAUUUUUUAUUACAAAAUAUGUAAUUUGUAAAUUUUGUAUGGCUUCCUUACUACAGCCUGUUUAAUAAGGUGCUGUGGUAAGAGAUUUCUGUCCAGAUACGAACAAUUACAAUUA